AUGAAAAUAAUCAGACUCAAUGACGAUCACAAUCGCAGAACUGAUGUUACUAUUUGUCAAUAAUAAUACACUGAUUAAAUUCAAAAAGAAAGCAAAUAAUUAUGUAAUAUUUGUUAAAAAAAUUUAUAAAUCAGCUAAUAAUUAAUUAAUAAUAAUAAUACAUAAAAAAAAAUAAAAACAAAGAGAAAGGCAUCUUUUUGUUGUUAAAACAAAUAAACAGGCAAAAAAUAAACCAAACACUUAUAUCAAAACAGUAAAAUGGGAGGUAAAGAAAGUAAAUUACUCUGCUGUCCAAACAGCAGCGUUAAUGUAUCACCCUCUUCCUAAAACAGAAAAAGCAAUAGAAGAUAAUCUUUCCAAUCAGACCACUACUAGAAUGUGGAAGACUAUCUAAUUGAUAGAUCAUCUACUCAUGAUUCGAUUUCUUAAAAAAUAAGUUUCUAACCUCUUUUUUUUGAUUUCAAUAAGUGCUCUCUUACAAGUCAAAGCCACUUAGAAAAAGGUGUCCAAUAAAGAUCUGACAGUAAGGAUAAAUUUAACAAAUUUGAUCAUUUAAUUGAGUACAUUACUGACUUCUUUGAUACAAAACCAUACGCUAAUCCUUAUAGUUCUAUGCUUGUCUAGUCUUAGUUAUAAUAUCAGUCUUAGCUUCAUUUAGAUUUAAAGGAGUAAUAUGAACGUGCUUUUAUCGAAUCAAAAGAGCCAAGCGAGUUGACAGUCUAUUUGAAGAGGGGAUAGACCAAUAACACAAAAUUCUAUGACUAAGUCAAUGAGUACAUAUUCUAAAAUGUAAAGAAUCUCGAUGAAUAUUUAGAAAGAGUAGAGGUAAAGUUAAACGAUUAAAUGGACCAUUAAAUUGAAUCCUCUUAAAUCUUAUACUAAUAAAAACUGAAAGAAGGACUAUAACUAUAAAUAAUCUACGUGAUUUUUAAAAAGUUAAACUACUAGAAAUCCAGGGAUUUAAUAUACUUAAAAAUACACAAAAGAAUCGAUGAAAACUAAUGUAUACAAGUCUAUCAAUCAGUUUAAAUUAAAUGCGAGUAGAAUACUUUGAUUGAUUCUGAUUCAGAUUAAACUAUUGCAAACGCUUCUCCUGGGGUGGCAGCAAUCGCAAAUCCAACUGCAAAUAACAAUGUCAAAUAGCCAAUAAAGAAGUAAAAGACAAAUGGAUAAAAAAUUAGAAAAGUUUCAAGCUCCAGCAAUGUUACAACUGAUGAAAAAUACGAAAGAGCUAUGCUCUAUAUGGGAGGUAAAAAAAUAACAUUUGUUCCUGAAAAGAAUGAAGUUCAUUUAUAAGAACUACAAUCAUUAGAUAUGAAAAUUGAUACACCACAUAUUUUCCAAAAGGAAGUUAUCAUCCAUCACUCAAAGAAAAUAUUUGAAAAGAUAAAGAAUACUCUUAAUUAACAAUCAAACUAAUGA
Messenger RNA from Tetrahymena thermophila SB210, 1422 nucleotides. RefSeq lists its product as hypothetical. The record is from RefSeq and is a predicted model, not a curated record. The transcript has a single exon. NCBI's taxonomy places the organism in Eukaryota, Ciliophora, Oligohymenophorea, Hymenostomatida, Tetrahymenidae.